Molecule: messenger RNA, 1206 nt
Organism: Candida dubliniensis CD36
Lineage: Eukaryota; Fungi; Ascomycota; Pichiomycetes; Serinales; Debaryomycetaceae
Product: triglyceride lipase
Exons: 1
Coding region: 1-1206 (401 amino acids)
Source: RefSeq, a predicted model, not a curated record
AUGUCAUUCUCAAUUGAAAAGAAAAUCACUUUGGCUCAUCCAUUUCGUGCUCCUGGUAGUACUUUAAUUAAUUCUGAUCAAUCUAAUUUAAAAUUAGUUUAUAAUAAAUAUAAAACUAAUUCACCAUUACCUAAUUCCAAUAAUCAAUUACGAUUCAAUUUUAUAUUUUGUCAUGGUACUGGAUUUAAUAAAUCAAUUUGGAAAUAUCAUAUUAAAAAAUUAUAUCAAUUAUCUCAAUCGGGUCAAGUUCCAUGGUUUUUAGAUUCAGUAAUUGCUAUUGAUAUGGUUGGUCAUGGUGAUUCAAGUUUAGAAAAUCAAGGGAAAUUAGGAACAAUUUUCCGUUGGGAUGAUGGAGCAAAAGAUGUUAUAACUAUAAUUAAACAUGAAAUUUCCACUACUGGUGAUUUUGAAAAUAAUUUACAAUCUCGUAAUUUAAUUAUUGGACAUUCAAUGGGAGGAUUUAAUUCAUUAUAUGCAACUUUUUUAGAACCAAGUUUAUUUGAUUCAGUUAUCCCCAUUGAAGCAGUGAUUUAUGGUGCUCCAGGUGGAUUAGAAAAAUUUUCGAAAAAAUUUAGUAAAAUUUCAAAAUUAUUAAUUGAUACAUUUGAUUCUAAAGAUGAUAUUAAUUUUUUCUUUAAAGAAUUUUCAUUUUUCAAAAAUAUGCAAAAUCAAAUAUCGGAUGAUUUUAUUAAUGAUGAAGUUUAUGAAAUUAAAGAUAAGGAAACUGGGGUGAUCAAAUAUAAAUUAAAAUGUAAUACUCUUCAUCAAAUGGCAGCAUAUUAUGGAGCAUUCAUGUCGAUUUCAUUUGGUAUGUUUGCAAUUCCUCAAAUUAGAGUCCCUAUAUGUCAUGUUAUUGGAUCUAAAGCAGUUUGGAAUCCACCAGAAAGUAUAACUUGGAUUAGAGGUGCCAUUAAUAAUGAAUUUCUUAGUGAUACAAUAGAUGUUGCUAAAGGUGAACAUUUACUUAAUGUUGAACUUCCUGAUGAAACCAUUGAUAUUAUUCAAAAUUUCACUACUAAAAGAACUCAAACAUUUAUUAACCAUAGAAAUAAUCUUCCUGAAAUUAAAUUGAAUAAAAAUAAGCCAGCAAUUGCUAAACAAGAAUUUCAAAAUUUGAUUGAUCUUAAAUUUGAUCAAGUUUAUGGAUAUUUUGUUGAAGAUAGAAAUGAUAAAUAUGAAGCAUUGCAAAAAUUGACCAAAUUGUAA